AUGGCAGCUACUGCUACCUUUGCGUCAGCGUUGCUGCACGUGAGUGUCAAAGUUGACCUGGCUGGCAAAGGGGAUCAUGAACUGAUAUGUUCAGAGAGUUCGUUGCUACCUUUUCUUGAAGCCGUGCAUAAGCAAGCAGCACAGUCCAGGGUACCUCGGAAUCGUCUCCUGUCGGCUGUGCAGCAGUUCGAAGCGAAGGCUUUGCGAGUGGAUAUUGGUGGCAAGGUCAAUCUCAUGUAUCCGCUACGCCUGAUUCCACAACUGUGUCGUCUGAUGUGCUACCAGUCGACACAGCACAUCGAUCCCAAGGCAGUCUUUAUCUUCUGUGUGACAGAGGACGCUGGUAGUGAUCAGCGGGCACAACGGUUGCUGCCGCCUGCCCCCUGUGCAGCCCGGUGGGGAUGUGUUCAUGAGUUGGAAGCCUUUCUCUUGGCCAUAGGAUGCGGCUCCACUUCUGCACCGAUUGAUGAGAUAGCUCUUGAUGAGUACAAUCAGUUUCAGGCAAAGGAACCGUUGAUGUCAUGCUUCGCAUGGCUUCAGAAGCCGCGACCAACCCCCAUGCUCCAUUUCACAUGUGGCAAAGCUUAUGAAUUCCUUAAGAUGCCAUACCAGCUCUUCUGGUUGAUCAAUGACCCGUGUAGUGAGCCAUCGCCCAGUCGUAUGCGCGGGGGAGUUGCUGCUGAGCUAUUGGAUUCUCCUAUGGCAUCGCUUCAUGCCACCGCAAGACGAAUCAGGAGACGGUGUUGGCCAGAGCUUAGCGUCAUGGUUGACACAGGGAAAAUCAACCCCAAAGGCAUCUUGUAUGCAGGCCUUUCUCUGGCAGCACGAUUGCUAAAGCCACAUGUCGUGCUCAUGGCUUCCAGCAACAUGAUGUUGAAUGUCAGUGAACGACCAUUCUCGUCCUUGCCUAAGAGAGACCAGCAGGGUGUGGCAGCAGCUGUGUUUUUCCACAGGGAGUGGUUCCGUGAGUAUGGCACAGUACGGAGUCAGUUGAUGCUCCUUGCAUUCUGCAAUAGUGCCACAGCAAGUGUCCGUGCUCGUGGUAAGAAGUCUUUGCUGACUGUCGGUGACGCAGUGCGUGCAUACAUUGUGGGCGAAGUGCAUGCCAUGCAGGCGAGGAUGUUGGAGGCAAAGCUCUUUGCGGACAAUGAUUCUGAGACAAUCGGUCCGGAAGACAACGAGGCUGAGGAAGUGGCGCAUGAGUCAGGAGGCAAUGCGCUCAGAAGUCGCACCUACCGUGAACGUGUUUCAGAAGAGAUGCUGCGGCUGAAGGCAAUGUGUGAGGCUGCCUUUGCACCACCCACAACUGGCUUUGAGGUCAUGCCGGAUGGUAUCGUGAUUCUUUGUGCAGCAGCUGAGCGUGAAGCCUUGCUGAAGAAUGAGAUUUGUACUCUGCUUUGCUUGAAAGAUCCUGACUACGGCAUUGACUUGAUGUCUUCCAACACUUCUUCACACAAGAACCUAGCUGUGGACAUGAAUGCAGACAGCCUGGACCGUGAGUGUGGUGUGAAGUUCAAAGGCGUUGCGUCCAAGCCCGUGUCUGAGCCCAAGGAUGUCGAUACUUCCGAUACUGCUGAGACUGAUGAGAUCAACAAGGUAGAGCCAGCUGCAAAAGCUGCAUGUGCAACUCCAAUCGUUCAGGAGCUGUCCUCAGAGAAACCUGAACCUGGAACUAUGCAAUCACAUGUUGAGAGUCAGACGGGCAAUCAGCCAGACACAACUCAACCUGCAGAGCUUGAUCCUGAUCAACAUGAGGGAUGUGAUUAUGAUGUGCCUCAGCCUGACACACACACCUCUGAACUGACACUGGUGGCAGUACCUAUCAAUGCUGAUGAAGCACCCUUUCCGGAAUGCAAGGAUGAAUCAACAACCAUUGACGCCGGUGAUCAGACCAAUGAAAAGACGGAAGAGACGCUCGAACAGGCGUUGGGUGAAGUACUACUGGAAGCGCUUGGCUCUGAAUGGCCUGAGUCCUUGCCUGCAAAUGUGCAAACGGAUUCAUCGGAUCAUGAUGAUGGCAGUGGUGACAGUGGGCAUGUGAAGAUUACAGGGCAUACCACUGAUGAGACUGAUGAUGUGCCAAACAUCUCUGCUCCAUCAUUGGCUUCUUCCACUCCAGGUGUUGAUGUCAUUGAUAAGAGUUGUGCUGUCAAGACUGAUGCCAAUCAAUCUGAUGACACCGACACCAGUGGUGCCGUUAGUGUUGGUGUUGAUCAGCCUGGUCAGUCUGGUCAGUCCAAACCACAGCUAAACAAACGGCCUCAUGACGAUGUCGAGGUGUCUACUGAGGCACCAUUCUCGCUUGACGAUGAUGGUGGUAACGAACCUGCUGUGUGUCCAUGCCCAUCUUUGGAUGACCACACACAAAGCUUGCCAAGUGGUAUCACUGGAUCAAUGAAUGAUGUUGGUUCAGCCUUUGGUGUAGAUGAGAAUGGCAGCUCACAUGGCCCACCAGUUGACCAGCCACAUCUAGACACAGAUGGCAAAGUGAGCACCAUCUACGAAGCAAUGCAGUGGCCAACAUAUCAUACUACAAAACUGCUGGAGCAUAUGCCCAAUCGCUCCGUUGGUAGUUCAGACUCAGAGUCAGAUUCUGAUGAUGAUAUGCCUUGCCCACCAUCACCGACCACACAAGUGCCAGGAUUGAAGAAGCUCUUCAAGCUGUUCGAUUCAAUUCCAAUCUCCACAGCAUUUUCUGGGAUAGAUGCGCCUGGCACAGGACUGUCUCAGCAAAUUGCUGAGUUGAACUUCAGGAUUUUGAAACGGAAUUUGCAGCGUCACCUGAAUGGUUCGGCAAAACGAGAAUCCAAGAUCGGUGAACUAGUGCACCUCAAUGCGAUUGAAUGGUUCCCUUCGUCACAGACUGAGCUCCAGAUCCACCCCAGUGCACCAGAGGAAGCUCCGUGCAUGAAUCACAAUGGACAGCUCUGCAGCUUACUUCGAUGGGGUCUUGCCCUAUUGAACAUCACUGGCAGUCCCUGUAUUGACUAUUCCCCAAUGGGGAACGAAGAGGGGGUUGAUGGGCCUACGAUCUCCUUUUUCCUCACUUGGGCAGCCUUGAGACGUAAGCUGCAGGCUUCGCCACAAGAACAAGACCAUGCCAUGGCGAAGCCCGCUCAACAGUUUUGUCAAGCUCUUUGCAAGGAAGAUGAAGAUGUUUGGCAGAAAGAGCUGGACUGGUCAUGUGGCCGACCUGGCUCCCGAGCCAAUGGCGAAUCAUUGGAUGUCAGUGAUCCCAGAGCAUUCAUCGAGAGCUUCACUGCUAAUGAAUAUGACUUCUACCUGCAGUACAAGGCUCUUGCACCCAAAGGUUUGUUCAGCCUGAACCAGAACCCGAGAGUGAAAGGCAUGAAGAGCAAAGUGAACCAGGAAAUGUCGACAUUGGUAAAGAGCGGAACAUUAUGGUUCUCCGACUACCACAAGAGGUGGCUGACGGCGCCAGAGGCACUGACGUGUCAAGGCUUCCCGAUUGACAAAGAACUAUCCUACAACACUCCCUGCUGCAGCUGGGCUAUGCGGACUGCUGGUCUUUCGGAGACCAAAUUUCCAAGUCGUGGGGUUACCAUUGGACAGGAGCAGAGAGACAGUAGUAGCGUGAGCUUUUCUUGUGACACUGCAAGGCGCAGUGUCAUUUCAUUAGGUGCUACGGCUGCUGCUUCUUUUGGUGGCAGUGGUGGCGGUGGUGUCGCAACCACAAUUGGUGCAAGAGCACAUGAAAUCAAGGAUCAGCUCUACAACCCUGAUGCAAAGCUCACUGACCUCUUUGGCGAGUUGGAGCCAAAGCUUAUGUUGGACGCCAUCAAGAAGACAUACAACCCAAAGGCAUAUGUUGAUGGGGCGGGUCGCAAACUGGCCAUUGUUCAUUUCCUGAAGAAAUCAGUUGAGGAAAAAGGUGUUGUAGAAGAUGCACGUGGAAGAAUGUGGGUCAUUGAGAGGGAAGAUGAGGAAUCGACAGAAGCGGUGUAUCUUGCGGAUAAGCAGAUGAAAGAGACUGGAAACCACAAUGCUACGCUGAGCAAAUCCAUCUCGCAAGGUGUUGAGGCUGAGAUCUUUGAGCCCAUGCCGCUGGAGGCCCGGGAAUUCCUUGUCAAGUUCCACAAUGGGGUCGACGAAAAGCGUGACCUCAUGAACCAGUUGAAGCUCGUCAAGAAGGCAGAAGCUGCAUGGCGCCACCAUCGACUUGGUUUGGGUGCGACGGGACGUGCCUGUGGUGGCUCAUACGAGCAAGAAUACUGGAAGUUCAUAUCGAAUCGGUUUGUCCGAGUGUGGAGGAGCUUUAGGGCUUUUGAUAGCUGCAAAAUCGUGGCCAACCAACUCUCCUCGCUGAACCUGCUCGACAUGGUCGUUGAGCAGCUGAACGACGGCUGUGAUGUGUUGCGAUCAGGGUUCACAGUGGAAACUUCUUUCAACGCCAUGCAGACCAUCCUGAUGAUGUUGGAAGUGCUGGCAUUCGAAGCAUUGAAGUUUUGUGUUCCAUGGGUGGAGGAAUCACCAAGUCCAGUCGAGUGGAUCUUCGAUAGGUCCCGUCCCGAUGUUGCUGCUCGCAUAGUUGCCAAUUUGGCCAAAGCAGCCAUUGUGACUGAGAGCGAGAACAACAAGAGACCUUCCAAUGGAAAGGUGCCGGCUCCCAAACGUCAAAAGACUGGUGGCCCUGCUUCUUUCGAUCCACUCAAGAUGGUUUCUGGUGAAGUGACAACCGCCAUGGUACCGGGCACGAAUAGGGCAAUGACUUUUGCCGACAUGUUGUUGCAGUCUGCAAUGAAUGUGAUUGCCAUUGUUGACACAGAGUUUUCCAAUGCAGCCUCUUCAAGCAUGACACAGGGGCUUCUCCGCAAAACAGUGGGACCAUACUUCAGCCAGAUGCUACAUUUUGCCUUCACAGGGAAGAAAGUCGCACCCGGCCACAGUAAAGCCCUGACAAAUCUCAGCAAAGUGAAGGCCCCUGCAAUGGCAGAACUUUUGGAGUCGCUUAUCAAAGCUUGCUUGCCACACUUUGGCAACGCUUCUUCGAAUGAAAGCUUGGUGGAGAAACUGCAAGAGUUUUUGUCACAUGCCCAUGCCAGUGGUGCCAGCAGUGUGCAGUCGGUGAGUUCAAGCUCAACCCCUUCAAACAGCCAGCCAAAGCCCGAUGAAGCGAAGUUCAAGGCACUUGUGUUCUUUGCCACAGAGGGGUUAGGUGUGCGACCUUUGGCCGAGGGGGAUUCAAACGACCAGUUCGGGCAAAAGCUGUCCGAUCGCAUGGUGGAACUCGGGCUUCUGAGUAAGAAAAAGACAGAAAUGGAAGUUGAAGGUGGUGGCUCUGCGUCUGAUGCCACCUUGCGCCAAGCUCCACUCUUGGGAAAGAUGCUGCUAGCGUUGAAGGCUGGAUGUUCUUGCUCUUCCAGCAUGACCGACGAAGAUUCCCAAUGUGCAUACCAUUCAGCCGAUGCUUCUUUGGAGGAUAUGAUCUAUGAUGUUGGCCGCAUCUUGUAUGCCGAGUACCCGCCCAUAGUUCAGGAAUAUGUGGCGACCAUCACGGACAAGUUCAAGACAACCUGGCAGUUGCCGCCCCUCAUCAUGAGUGUUGGCUUGUCUGAGGAUGUGGUCUUGAAGUUGAGAUGCAUCCGUGCAGCGUGUGUUCUGGAGAUGUUUGACUUCCUGGCACAUAGCCCUGGUAGUGGUUCUGGCCGUGUGCCCUUCGAAAAUGCACAGCUUGCGACACUUGUCAAGUUGUUUCGAUCUCGCAAAAAGCUUGAGCGCAGCUUGGUUGACAUGGACAAUGCCAUGGUCGAUCGACAUCACUUUGUCGCUGGAUGGGCGGAGAUCUUUGCAAAAAGCAGCGAUAUCAUGCCGAACAUGAAGUCGUUGGGAAGUUUUUCUAUCAUCACCUCUGAUCGAAUGGACAAGAUGGAGAGAGGAAAGUUGUCGGGAGCUGCAGCUACUGCUCCAACACAAAAGGCCGCCAACACGAACACGCCUGCCGAACCUGCUGAUUUGAUCGAAGACAGUGAGUCAUGGAAGAAAUUGCAGGUCAUGUUCGAUGUGUCGAAUGCCAAGAACACGUUGUAUGGCAUCGAGCUCUCAGUUGAACGCAAAGAUCUGGUGAGCGCAGAUGAUCUCAUCACACUGGGAAAGACUUGCAAUGUUGCAGUGCUCGAGAGUGCCAGCUUCUUCCAAAGCAUUGCAGGCUCUGGUGCUACUUCACAGAUUCCCCAGACAAUGUUUGCCCAGGUGAACCUUAACGAUUUCAAAGACUCCAAGCUGACCUUUUUUGGACCAAUCGGUUUGGAAUGCAAAUCCAUCACUGUACCCAUGACCAGCAUGCGCCAAGAUGAGGAGAAUGCUCCUUCCUUGCCGUGGUUGGUCUUCGGACAGGGCUUUGACAAUGUGAUGGCAUGCGAGUGUGUUUGUCCGGCUUGGACCAUUCCGUCAAAGAAGAUCAAGCUCACACCAGCACAGCAGGACAAAGAAAUUGCUCAGAAUGCCAAGCAGCAGGUCAAGCCAGCUGAAUCCAGUGGCAAGGAGAAUCAAAAUCCAGGCUCAGUUUCCAAUGUCGAGGAUGAACUUGCGGCAUUUGUUUCUGAAGCCAUGGGAACCAAAAAGAAAGGCAAAGCCAAAGCAACUGCCAAAGGUAAAGCGGCGGUCAAAGCGAAAGCCAAGGCGAAGGGGAAAAAGCAGAAGGGAGCAGAAGAGUUUCCCAUUGCCUUUGUGGAUGAGCCUUUGUUUCUUUUCUGCAACAUUUUACUCAGGUGGGGCGAUGGUGCCCUACUGGAUUGGAUGGGGAAUAGGGCGGUGGUGCCCCAUAGGUUGGCCUUUUCCAGCUCUCAGAAGUUGAAUGUGGAAUUGCCGGCGUGUGGCAGUGAUACCACCCGCACUGUUUGCAUUGAUGUGCCCAAGUUGGUGUUCAAUCCGCGCUUGCCUCUCAAGACUGAUGAUUGGGAGAAGUUUGCUCAUCUGACGCCUGAGUUGAUGUAUCCAGGAUCAGAAUUGCCGACCGUGAUUCAUGUACCAGUUCGCGAAGUCGAAUCGUCAUUCUAUAUUCCAAUCACACGUGGCCUUUUGCCAGCAGAGCUCAUCAAGUUGCAGGAGAAGUCUGAUUUGGAGAUUGACCAUGAUGCAAUUGCUAAGCACAUCGAAAUUCAGGAGACUUGGGGGAAGCAGACAGUUUGGACAGGCCUGUCCGAUGUUGUUGCCACUCAUGUGGGUGAUACUUUCUCCCAUCACCGGGGAGGGGGCGACAAAACGGCCAAAGAGUUGCGACACUUGUUGGCGUGAGCGACGUGAUGUGACGCAACGUAGCGAUCUGACGAUGUGAUGACCACUGAUGAUUCAUCAAGUUGAUAUUUUUCUUCUUUCUAGUUGUAGGUUGCUUUCUUAGGUGCAAGUUGGCUUCGAAUUGCUAAAGCGUCACACAAAUGUGACUGUCACAUUUGAAUGGGGUGGCUGCACAGCGACAAG
Messenger RNA from Cladocopium goreaui, 7437 nucleotides. The record is from the annotation of a GenBank genome assembly. NCBI's taxonomy places the organism in Eukaryota, Dinophyceae, Suessiales, Symbiodiniaceae.